Diversispora eburnea is the source of this 236-nucleotide messenger RNA. Lineage: Eukaryota; Fungi; Glomeromycota; Glomeromycetes; Diversisporales; Diversisporaceae. The record is from the annotation of a GenBank genome assembly.
AUCCAAGUAGAAUGGACUUAUAUAACUUCCACCUUAACACAGAUUGGAAUAUGGAAAAUGAUUUAUAUUGGGGUUGUGAUGUAGAAAAAUGUGAAUAUUGGGAUCUUGAUGUUGAAUUUUCCACUAGUACAGAAAUAACAGAAGUAUGUGAUGAAUGUAAUCAACCUUUAGUUGAUGAUCCACAUUUUAUUAGAUGUUUAGGUAUUACUCAAGAUUCAAAACACAUAAUUAUAUGA